Molecule: messenger RNA, 1706 nt
Organism: Cannabis sativa
Lineage: Eukaryota; Viridiplantae; Streptophyta; Magnoliopsida; Rosales; Cannabaceae
Product: 14-3-3-like protein GF14 iota
Exons: 6
Coding region: 486-1343 (285 amino acids)
Biological process (GO): signal transduction
Cellular component (GO): cytoplasm
Source: RefSeq, a predicted model, not a curated record
GAAAAAGAAAAAGAGGAGGGAGGGGAUCGAAUGAAUCCAAUUCCCAUUUCCCACCCCACGACCACACAAAUUUCGCACUUCCAUCUUUCAAAAGUACCAUUGCCUUGCUUUUCUCUCGCUCUCUAAAUCAACGGUUGAGAUCAGAUCUGUUCGUUUUGAUCCCCGAAACUUGCUCGAGGUUUAACACGCCUUUCCUCCUCCUUCCCUAUUAUAUAAACCUUUUCGUCCCCAUUUUCUUCGCAGAAAUUGAUUAAAAACUAAAUAAUUUCUAGUUUCUUUAAUUCAUAUUAAAAAGAUAUUAAGAAUUUAGACAGAACACUCAAAAUUCAAAAAAAAAAAAAAAAAAAAAAAACAGAAAAAAAAAAAAAGUUACAUAUAUACAUAAGCAAGAAAGGAGAGGAACCCUAAAACUCUGUAAGUUUUGACCAAGUUUGUGGCUUUUUUGAAAAGAAAAGAGAGAAAUAAAAUCCCUGAAACCAAAAACAAUGUCGUCGGCCGAGAAGGAGAGAGAAACUCAGGUGUACUUGGCCAAGCUCGCCGAGCAGGCCGAGCGUUACGAAGAAAUGGUUGAGUGUAUGAAGAAACUUGCAAAACUUGAUGUUGAAUUGACUGUGGAGGAGAGGAACCUUCUCUCUGUGGGAUACAAAAAUGUCAUAGGCGCUAGACGGGCGUCUUGGCGCAUUAUGUCUUCAAUUGAACAAAAGGAAGAAUCGAAGGGGAAUGAGAACAAUGUCAAACUGAUUAAGGAAUACCGCCAGAAGGUAGAGGAUGAGCUUUCUAAGAUUUGCAGUGACAUUCUGACUAUCAUAGAUGAGCAUCUGAUCCCCUCUUCUGCCUCUGGAGAAGCCACUGUUUUCUACUACAAGAUGAAAGGUGACUAUUAUCGUUAUCUUGCUGAGUUCAAGACUGACCAGGACCGGAAAGAGGCAGCUGAGCAAUCAUUGAAGGGAUACGAGGCUGCAUCAAACACUGCAAAUACAGAUCUCCCAUCAACCCACCCUAUCCGUCUUGGUCUGGCUCUCAAUUUCUCUGUUUUCUACUAUGAGAUUAUGAAUUCACCCGAGAGGGCCUGCCAUUUGGCUAAACAAGCAUUUGAUGAGGCAAUUGCAGAGUUGGAUACUUUGAGUGAAGAGUCAUACAAAGACAGCACUCUCAUCAUGCAGUUGUUGAGAGACAACCUUACUCUUUGGACUUCUGAUUUACCUGAAGAUGGAGGUGAAGAGAACUUCAAAGGUGAAGAAUCCAAACCCGCUGAUCCCGAGGUAAGUUCUGGCUUCUUUAUUUUAAAAGUUAAAAUCUUUUUGGGUUAUUUGACUAGUUCAUUUAUACCUAUCAACACUUAAAAAUCUAUGUACUUUUGUAGCAUUGAUGGGAUUCCUGAAACAACCCUGCACAUGGCGAGUGGAAAUAAAUCUACUCUGCAAGAUGUGACCUUUUUUUGGGUUUUCUUGUUCGGAUCAAAGAGAGUGGAGGGAAGAACCGAGAACGUAGAUAUUAAUAUUUUGUUAAAACUGUCUCUUUAGGGGCUCAACCAAAGCCAGAGUACAAGAGAUAUAUCAUAUGUGCAUUUCUUUUUUACUAUUUCUUAUUUAUCAGUUUUCUUUUGUAUUUGAUCUUUUGCUUGGUGUUCUUUUUACAUGUUUUCGUCUUAAGCUGUGGAUACUUUUAAAUCUUUUAUAUUACUAUGUCGGCUCUUAUCACCAUCA